Carassius gibelio (silver crucian carp) is the source of this 2788-nucleotide messenger RNA. Its product is annotated as homeobox protein Hox-A11b-like. The coding region runs from base 802 to 1644 and encodes 280 amino acids. Gene Ontology annotation, cellular component: nucleus. NCBI's taxonomy places the organism in Eukaryota, Metazoa, Chordata, Actinopteri, Cypriniformes, Cyprinidae. The transcript has 2 exons. Gene Ontology annotation, molecular function: RNA polymerase II cis-regulatory region sequence-specific DNA binding; DNA-binding transcription factor activity, RNA polymerase II-specific. Gene Ontology annotation, biological process: regulation of transcription by RNA polymerase II; anatomical structure development. The record is from RefSeq and is a predicted model, not a curated record.
UUGUAAAAUUCAUAAUUUUGCGCUUUAACAUUUCUUUGACUACACUUCAAACUGUAGAUUUCUGUUUUAUUUUAACAGACAGGCAAACACGGUUUUGAAACAAAACUGAGUAAAAGUGAACUAUAUUCCGAUGCCAACCUGUCGAAGGGUAUCCCACGUUUAACAGAUAUAUAUGAAGCCAAAAAUGAAUUCUAAUUCAAUAUCAUUACUACCAUCGAGAGUUUAUUGGCCUACAUGCAAAUAUCAAUUAACAAAGAGCAUCACUUACGAAUUCAAAUUGUAAGUUGCCUAUACAUCACUGCGAAAGACCUCUCAUGUUUCUUCCUGGCAGCUUAAUUUUUUAAGACUGUAGACAAACGCGAGAAAAAGGAUAGAAAGUUACAGCGACAUGAGAUGUCUGAGGCUUAAUAGAACAAAUCCAUAAACAUCAGAAGCCCUGGUAAUGUUACUAAAAGGCGCGCUGGCUGUUAGGCACGCGGAUGGGGUUCUCCAGCAAUCCAAAUAGUUAUCAUAACCAACUGUGGUCCACUGCAAGCACACGUUCAUCAAUGAAAAGUAUCGCUCACUCCUCGACUUGAACAUUUGCACAUGUUGGCAUACAAUAUUCUAAAGAGGUACAUGUCAAUUUCAGCCCUCGGUCACAUGACUGGCGCGCUCUGGAAUGGAUGGAGAUGGAUCUCCACGUCAGCUCACGUCUCAAAAUUUCUGCUCUGCUCAGUGCUUCAAAGCCACUGAAGCUGAAGCACUUCUGUACUACGAUGCGAGGCAGUACUAUGGUUGUGGCGUGCCCGACCAAGUGUCAUGAUGGAUUUUGAUGAGCGGGUACCCGUUGGGUCUAACAUGUAUUUGCCCGGCUGUACUUAUUACGUGUCUGGAACGGAAUUUUCCAGCCUUCCUCCUUUUCUGCCCCAGACCCCGUCUUCGUGCCCCAUGACAUACUCAUACUCCACGUCCAGUUUGCCACAAGUUCAGGGCGUUAGAGAGGUAUCUUUCAGGGACUAUGCCAUUGACGCGUCCAGCAAGUGGCACUCCAGGGGCAAUCUGCCACACUGCUACGCGACCGAGGACAUGGUGCACAGGGACUGCCUGUCCAAUCCCGGAACUCUGGGGGACAUGCUGUCGAAAAACAACUCGGUUCUCUACCACUCCAACACGAGCCACACGUCCAAUAUGUAUGGCAGGAACGGAGUGCUUCCCCAAGCUUUUGAUCAGUUUUUCGAGACCGCCUACGGGAACGCGGAAAACCAGCCGAGCGAGCCCCCGAUGGACCGAGCGACCAGCAAAGCGCCUCCGCCCGCGGGAAGAGGAAGCGACAGCUGUCGGGGAGCAGAUGAGACGGAGCGCUGUGAAGAGCCGAGCAGCCCGGAGCCAUCUUCCGGUAACAACGAAGAGAAAUUCAGCGGCAGCAGUAAUGGACAGAAGACACGGAAAAAGAGGUGUCCUUACACCAAAUAUCAGAUCAGAGAGCUGGAGAGAGAAUUUUUCUUCAGUGUUUACAUCAACAAGGAAAAAAGGCUACAGCUCUCCAGAAUGCUCAACCUCACCGACCGUCAGGUCAAAAUAUGGUUUCAAAACAGAAGAAUGAAAGAAAAGAAAAUCAACAGGGACCGUUUGCAGUAUUACACCACGAACCCUUUGCUUUAGACCGACUAUUGCUGAGAAAUCAUUUAGGCGAGAUGGUUCAUUUCAAGUCGGAUGACCUUCAUCCCUCUCAGAGACUUCUUCAUCGUGUAAACAUACCUUUAUAUUCUCAGUAAUCUCUACCGUUUGAAAUUAAAACUAUUGUUUUUUUUUAUUAUUAUUAUUAUUACUUGUAUUGCCAUUUGUUAUUAUUAUUUUUCAUUCUACUCAGUUAAGUGACUAUUCAGUUUACAGGGAUUUUAUUUUUUUUUAUUACUAUUUUCUGGCCAAGAUCUGUACUUUUCGCAUAUGUAAUAUAGCAGUAAGUAGGCUGUUCUUGAAAUCUAUUUUGAUGGAAGAAAAAUGUUGGGGAGGGCGAGAUAUAAAUACUAGGGGAAAAAAAGAUGGUUAUUAAUCUGUUAAAUACCGUUCCUUAAUUGUGGUUUAUGUUAUUAGACUCUGUUUCAUUCAAUAACGCACAUUUCUUGAAUAUAGCCUUAUUGAGAACUAAAUGCAUCUUGCGCGCUAUAUUCUCUUGUACUUGAAUUGUGUGGACUUAAAUUGUAGUAUAUUUGAUAUUAAGUGUCUUUACUGCGCAUUCACCAUGCAGGAAAAUCGGGUCACUUCACAAAUGAAGAAGAAAAAAAAGAGAAAUUCUUAUUUAUUUUUAACGGAGAAUUUAUCAUUAAGGCAAAAGCAAUAACAGCAUCGACACCUCUUGAGUCAUCUGAAACCUCGAACCUGGAUUGUAUUUUCUUUCAGAUUUCUGUCUUUCUCCACCUUUUCUCUAAAACGCGUGAAACUGUUGCAGGAGCUCAUUCAUGUUCAUGAUAAUCUCUCAUUGUUUACAACAUCUCCUCGGUGUUAUAUAAAUCAGUCUCUUGAAAUAUCGUGUGUUUUCUCUCCUUUUCCUGGAGCAGGAUCAAAUGUUUGAUGGAUCUUGCGUUAUAUUGCCUCCACGCUUUUCUUUGAUUCGAGGAUCAAGUGUUUGCUGUUAUUAAUGCCUAGUAUCCGUUACGGAACUGCCCAAAACAUGGCUGUGUGUGUCUCCAUGAAUCAACCGGCCUUUCAACAAAUGGUUUUAAUGUCGACCCUUAAGAUAAGUCUUUAUAUUAAAUUGCAAUUUUGAAAUGGCAUGUAACAUCUAUACAAAAUAACUUAAGAAAUA